Messenger RNA from Nannospalax galili (Upper Galilee mountains blind mole rat), 1545 nucleotides. Its product is annotated as protein NipSnap homolog 3A-like. The record is from RefSeq and is a predicted model, not a curated record. Gene Ontology annotation, cellular component: mitochondrion. NCBI's taxonomy places the organism in Eukaryota, Metazoa, Chordata, Mammalia, Rodentia, Spalacidae. The transcript is spliced from 6 exons.
CCGAUUGGCUGGUGCCUCGUCCGCCUCCAGGAAGCCGUGAGAGGGGCGUCUCAGAGCUCGGCCACCGCCUUCCUGGGCGCUCGCCGCCGCGCCAUGCUCGCCCUGCGAAACGGCCUGAACCGGGCUCUGGCCCUGCGGACGCUCCCGCCUCAGAUACGUUCAUCUUUUGCCACAGGCCCCAGGCAAAGUGAUGGAACAUUAUAUGAAUUUCGUACCUAUUUUCUCAAGCCCUCAAAGAUGAAUGAGUUCCUGGAAAAUUUUAAGAAAAAUGUUCACCUUCGAACAGCUCACUCUGAAUUGGUUGGAUAUUGGAGCAUAGAAUUUGGAGGCAGAAUGAACAGAGUAUUCCAUAUUUGGAAAUAUGAUAAUUUUGCUCAUCGAACUGCAGUUCAUGAAGCCUUGGCCAAGGAUAAGGAAUGGUAAGAACAGUUCCUCAUUCCAAAUUUGGCGCUCAUUGAUAAACAAGAGAGUGAGAUUACCUACCUGGUACCAUGGUGCAAAAUAGGAAAGCCUCCCAAGGAAGGAGUCUAUGAACUGGCUACUUUUCAGAUGAAACCUGGUGGCCCAGCUCUGUGGGGUGAUGCGUUCAAAAGGGCAGUUAAUGCCCAUGUUGAUCUUGGCUAUAGCAAACUAGUCGGUGUUUUUCACACUGAAUAUGGAGCACUCAACAGAGUCCAUGUUCUCUGGUGGAACGAGAGCGCGGAUAGUCGUGCAGCUGGAAGACAUCUUUCUCAUGAGGAUCCCAGAGUCGUGGCUGCUGUUCGGGAAAGUGUCAACUACCUAGAGACUCAGCAGAAUAUGCUCCUGAUUCCCACGUCAUUUUCACCACUGAAGUAGCUUUCUACUGAAAUGCCAGAGUGUCAUUACCUGGUAUCAGAUGUGUCCCCUGAUGGUGCUUAAGUUCUCCCAGGAGAGCUGUUCUUUUAUUUGAAGGAGGUGGUAAGUUAAUUCACUGUCUCCUCUGCAUUUUUAAGGCUACCUAUGCCAUUUAUCACAACCAGUUCAGGAAACAGUCAUGUUCAUUUCCUCCAUGACGUUUCAUGUCUAUUAGACGUCAGAAAUAGUUGCCAUUACUUUUGUUUCCAAAUCUUCUGUAUUUUUAGAACUGAUUGCUGUGUUCUGUUCAAAUAAUUUUGAAUUUCCUUGCCUGGAAAUAUUUUUUAAAUAGUUAUACACAAUAUCUUGUCUUUUUUUCUGAGAUUGAAAAUUAUUUUUUACCCAGUAAUUUUUACUUUGUGAUAUCAAAUGGAAUUCAUAAAAAAAUCAAAUUGAGCAUAUUUCAUGACUUCGAAAAAGUACAGUCUCAUGUGGCCACCUGUGUUUAUUAUGGUUUCACUUUAAUUAUUAAUCUAAGUUAGAAAAUGAUACAGUCUACUUGUUGCUGUGUGAUAUGGUUUUGAAAUGUUUAUUUGUAAUUGAUUUUUACUGUUGUUUGCUUUUUCUUGUAUCUCACAAAGAUCCUGAGAUGUUUAUUUCAGAGAUCUUUGUAAUUCAGGAAGUGUGUGCCCUAAUAAAAGCCUCCACAUACAUUCUGAUUCUUUCAAA